Molecule: messenger RNA, 2135 nt
Organism: Tuber aestivum (summer truffle)
Lineage: Eukaryota; Fungi; Ascomycota; Pezizomycetes; Pezizales; Tuberaceae
Source: the annotation of a GenBank genome assembly
GCGGACAGGGCGAUAUCUCGCCGGGCAACCGCUAAGGGGCGGGCAUGCAUCGCCCCCACCCGACGCGGGGAUGGCAAACCGUCACGCGAAGGAUUGACCCAUAACUGUGACCCGGCCACCAUGACACGGGGAGGAUCCUGUGUGAUGCCCAGCGUCAGAGAAGAGUCUAGGAAAAGAAAAGAAAAUGAAAAAAGAAAGAAAAAAAAUCCCCCUCGUAUUCAGGCAACCGUGUGUUCGCUUGCGAAUUACGAACCCUCGUAUCGAGCGGGGCGCGCUGGCCAAAAAGAUGCAACGUUGGAUUAUACUUCGUUUAGCGUUUUGGGGGAUAUUUGCGCACUUACACAUCGUAGCUGGGGAUGCGCGAUAGGCCAAGGGGUCUGGUGGGGGUUUGCGACCAACAUUCCUCCACAAGUGGAUUUCUGGGGAAUUCCAUCAUUCCACGGAGGGGGAGGGGAAGGGACUCGGGGCAUAAAAGGGUCAAAGAAUCACCGCUAUUUGGUUUCGCCAUCAUCGAGUUCUCCAUAGUUUAUGUCAUAUCCCCCGCUUUACUGAAUAUCGAUAACUCUCAACUUCUCCGCUAUCCAAGCAAAUCCAAUCAAAAAAAACAAAAAAACACCUUUGAGAUGUCCACCAUGAAAGCCGUCAAGCACCAACCCCAGGGAAGCAUCUCCGUCGUCGAGGUCCCUAUCCCGGAUAUCAAAGAGGGUCAGUAUCUUGUUAAGACAGUCGCGGCAGCUCAUAAUUCCAUCGACAAGUAAGUUCCCCUCCCGCCAGUAUUUCCCGGCCCACCUGUUUGCUUGUACUAAUGAUCAACGCCAGUGAUAUCAUCGAAUAUGUAAGAUACCCCCUUAUUCCGCAUCAUAGCCCGCUAACCAAAGACAGGGACUGGCCGGUGGCCCCGGUUCCUCCGUCGGAUUCGACUUCGCUGGGAUUAUCGAAAGAACCGGCCCGGGGACUUCUGGUCGCUUUUCUCUGGGUGACAGAGUCGCCGGCAUGGUGCACGGAUGCAAUACACAUACCCCAGCUGAAGGGGCCUAUCAGGAAUACAUCCCGGCCGAGGAACACAUGUUGUGGAAGAUUCCCGGUAAUAUGGAACUUAGACAGGCUGCCGCUCUCGGCGCUGCGGUGUUGACUGCCGCGUUGAGUCUUUACAACGAGUUGAAGAUUCCGGUCCCGGGAGAGGGAAAGGUAGAGGAGGGAACUUGGGUGAGUACCAUAGAGCCGGUGGACAGUAAGAACUAUGCUGAAAGCUUGGAAGUUGCUUGUUUAUGGUGCAAGUAGCUCGGUCUCGCAGUCUGUUCUUCAACUUGCAAAAUUGGCCGGAUUUAGGAUCGUUGCCACGGCGAGCCAGAGGAACCAUGAAUUGGUGAAGAGUCUGGGGGCCGAGUACGUUUUUGAGUACAGGGACAUCAACCAGUGCAUUAAGAGCAUUAAAUCUGUGGUCGGGGACGAUCUUCGUGUCCGUGAACGCUGCCUUACCUUCUCUCCACUCUUUAUCGCUAACGGUGAAUAGUACGCCCAUGAUAGCAUCUGCCAGGGCGAUUCCACCAGAAUCGUUCUGGACUGCAUCAGCUCCAAGGUAACCCUAUCCCAUUUCGCUAACCACUCAUCCAUCAUCACCCAAGGUUAAUAUCUUCAAACAGGGCGGAAAGGUCGCCUGCACAAUCCCCGUCCCCCCCGAGAAAGUCAAUAGAAAGGACGUUGAAAUGGGGAACAUCGACGUCUUCGCUGUCGCCGGCCGGGUACCCGCCCCUCCACCGCGAUAGCAAAGCGUUACUCACAGCUAACGACGUCAGGAAUACUCCUUCAUGGGAAACACCUGCCCCGCCGUCCCCUCCUACAAAACUCUCUUUCAAAAAUUCUCUCCCAUCUUUGAAAGGUUGAUUGCGGAUGGGAAGUUCAAGUUGCAGGGCACCAGGGAGAUGACCGGAAGCUUGGAGAGCGUAAAGGAUGGGUUCGCCGAAUUUAAGGCUGGGAAAGCGAAUCAGUUGAAGCUGGUUUAUGUUCUUUAGAGCGAUCUGUUUCCUGCUCCUGUUCUGGAGUCCGCGGAGGUUCGUGAGUUUUUGGACGGGGAUUAUGGAAUACGGUUGACGGCUGGCGAUCUGUCGGGUAGUUUUUAUGAAUUGAAGAUUUGA